Molecule: messenger RNA, 181 nt
Organism: Dentiscutata heterogama
Lineage: Eukaryota; Fungi; Glomeromycota; Glomeromycetes; Diversisporales; Gigasporaceae
Source: the annotation of a GenBank genome assembly
AUGGCUCUAAGUCCUGGACUUAAGAACCUUGUUCUAAGUCCUGGACUUAAGGACCUGGUUCUAAGUCCCAGACUUAAGGGCCUAGUUUAUAAGUCCAAAUCUAGAACUUUAGAAGAUAUGAUAAAUGUUCUAAGCAUUUCAGGAAAAUACUUGUAUAAUAUUACUAACAGAAAACAAACUU